Sipha flava (yellow sugarcane aphid) is the source of this 745-nucleotide messenger RNA. RefSeq names its product ubiquitin-conjugating enzyme E2 T-like. Gene Ontology annotation, molecular function: ubiquitin conjugating enzyme activity. Lineage: Eukaryota; Metazoa; Arthropoda; Insecta; Hemiptera; Aphididae. Gene Ontology annotation, biological process: protein polyubiquitination; DNA damage response. Gene Ontology annotation, cellular component: nucleus. Bases 158 to 676 code for a protein of 172 amino acids. The record is from RefSeq and is a predicted model, not a curated record. The transcript has 5 exons.
UGAAAGCUGAUUCUCGUAAUACUGCACAUCUAAAAUGGAAAAAUCCAUUACAAAUAGCAUAGAUUAACUCGUCGUCGUCGUAAAUAUCAUCAUUACAUAUGUUACAUAACAUUUUUAAAAAAAAGGAACAAGAAAAGUGAAUAUUAUUAAAGAAGUGAUGUGCUCUUAUAGCACGCACGUCUAUACCAAACAAAGUAUGUUCAAUACACCACGUUUAAAAAAAGAGCUUAACCAAUUACUUAAUAAACCUUCAGUUGGAAUAAAAGUUAAUGUGAAAGAAGGAUCUUCUUCUGUUUUGGAAGCUGAACUUCAUGGACCAAAAGAUACCCCUUAUGAAAUUGGAAUUUUUAAGUUACAAAUGGAACUACCUCAUAAGUAUCCAUUUGAACCUCCUAGGGUGACAUUUGUAACACCCAUUUAUCAUCCAAACAUAGAUAGCAGUGGAAGAAUUUGUUUGGAUGUUUUGAAAAUGCCUCCAACUGGUGCUUGGAAACCAUUGAUAACAUUAGAAGGUGUUUUAGUUGCCAUCUGUAAUUUAAUGAGCUGUCCAAAUCCUAAUGAUCCACUUGUACCUGAUAUUGCAAAAGAAUUUAAAAAUGAUAAAGAAACAUUUGAGUCUAAAGCUAAACACCUCACUAAAAUACAUGCUACAAAACUUAGUGUAAACUCAGUAUAACCUUAUUUUAUUUAAUACAUUUAUAUUUGAUUGUUUAUGAUACAAUAAUGUGUAGUAAUAUUUUUUUCA